AUGGCGUUUGCUGGGACAAAUAUCAGUUUGUCCCAGCCGGAUAUCACGCAGAAACUAACGGAGCGCAUAGACGACCUGAAGCAAAAGAUUGCUGCUUGGGGGAAGCGGAUUCACCGAUUUACCGAGAGGUCAAGGCGGUUCAACCAGAAUCGUCUCUUCCAGAGUGAUCAGAAGAGGCUCUACAAAUCAUUGGAGCGACCAGAGGUAUGUGGAGCGGGCCCAGGACCGGAUCAGGCUAACACUGUCGCAUUUUGGCGUGGCCUGUGGUCAGAGCCCGUAAACCACAGCGAGGGCCCUUGGACGGAAGUUGUGGCGAGUCAGUGUGCGAGUAUUACGCCCAUGGACCCCGUCAUCAUAACGCCGGAUGACGUAGCUGAGGCGAUCACAUUAGCUGACCUUAAUUUGGAACAAAGGAAUGUCAUUCAACAUAUUGCGGGUCCAUCAACUACUAAACAACCACUGUCUGAAAAUAUUCAGAAGACUAUAACUGUUCCAAAUGUAUUUGAGCCGGUUGCGGGUCCGUCAAAAUGUAUACAACCCUUGUAUGAGAAUGUGCAUUAUAAGACCAUUCCUGACAAAACUAGUGCUAUUCCCCAAGUAACUGAGAAUAUCAACCCUGUUGCUGCUGCAAAUCCAUCCACGAAAAACAAAAAGGAUAAAGAUAUGUUGAUAAAAAUGAAAUAUCAUCUGAGAAAAAUUAACAGGCUUCAAAAAACUAUAGAGCAUCUCAAGAAUGAAGCAUUUCUCAAAAUCACAUUAGCUGACCUUAAUUUGGAACAAAGGAAUGUCAUUCAACAUAUUGCGGGUCCAUCAACUACUAAACAACCACUGUCUGAAAAUAUUCAGAAGACUAUAACUGUUCCAAAUGUAUUUGAGCCGGUUGCGGGUCCGUCAAAAUGUAUACAACCCUUGUAUGAGAAUGUGCAUUAUAAGACCAUUCCUGACAAAACUAGUGCUAUUCCCCAAGUAACUGAGAAUAUCAACCCUGUUGCUGCUGCAAAUCCAUCCACGAAAAACAAAAAGGAUAAAGAUAUGUUGAUAAAAAUGAAAUAUCAUCUGAGAAAAAUUAACAGGCUUCAAAAAACUAUAGAGCAUCUCAAGAAUGAAGCAUUUCUCAAAGUAUUGAGCAAAAAUGAUUCAGUAAAUGAAAUAUUAAAAUGUAAAAUAUCCCCCUCUUUUGCAUUAUUUUUGCAAGGAGAAUUGCAAAACAAUAAAAAAAAUUAA
Molecule: messenger RNA, 1224 nt
Organism: Parnassius apollo (apollo)
Lineage: Eukaryota; Metazoa; Arthropoda; Insecta; Lepidoptera; Papilionidae
Source: the annotation of a GenBank genome assembly